GCCUACAUCUUCGCCUCUAUCAAGGAGGAUAAACAAACAGGUCGAUGUACCUUUGCCAUGCUAGCCAGAACCUGCAGCGCUCUCAGUGAAGCUUCACUGGACGUGCUCUGGAGCGAACUGGAUAGCUUGCAUCCGCUAGCAUCGUGCAUUUACAUAGCAAACACUAUGACAUUGAGCGAUGAGCAUAUCGCAGAAGCUGCCGACGACCCGAAACCGGAUUUAUCUAUCUUCUACAAAUAUGCUCAUCGUGUCCGAAAGUUAGACCUUUCCGGACAACAAAGAUUCUUGAGGCGCGGUGGAUACCCCUCCCUCCCCGAAGAUUUAGGUGCACUACUCUAUUACCCACUAAACUCCCCUAUCCUCCCGAACCUCAGGCACUUAGCUUGGGCGCCUGGGAUGGGUUUCAAUUUACUUCGUCAUCUGCUCGGUCCUCACUUGCUGUCUCUGAAAAUACCUGCCCACCGCUGGAGCUCGGCAUCCAAUUUAUUUUCCCUAACCAAAGUCCCUGGACUUUGCCCGAAAAUCAGAUCAUUGACACUCCAGGUUAAUUCUUGGGAUGGACAUUUGGAGACGGAAUCAGUCCAAAGCACGCAGUACAUAUCUCAGGUAAUCUGCUCUUGGGAAAAACUCGAGGAACUGGACUGCAACCCCAUGACCUGUGAUGGUGUUCUACGCCUAUCUGGGUUGGCAUCUCUCAGAAUUCUGCGACUGCAGGUCACCACCUCAUCUAUUGUUGACCUACCUCCAGACUCCCUUUCAUUUCCAUCCCUGCAUACUUUCCAAGGAACUUGCAGUUCGGAAAUUAUCGAGGUCCUCCUACGCCUCGUCAGUCGAGAUACAUUACACCACGAACUUCGAAAUUUUAGCCUACAUCUCCCACCCCUUCUGGGAGAUGAUCCUUACAAUAUCUCUGACAUGUUACAACCCCUCUUCCAUUGUUGUGAACUUCGCACAUUAUCUAUACGAAUGACAUCGCCAUUCACUCUGAGUGACGGUGAUUUGCGUAUGAUGGCUGCCGCUUGGCCACAACUCGAGGAACUCGAACUGAUCGAUUUACGACCACGUGCGAGGCACACUCUCACUGCCCUCACUCAACAACUUCUGCAGCACACAACUAAUGUGGGUCCUGGCCAGCCAAACCAGGCUCCACAACCUCCGGUGGUUCAUGUGAACCAACACCACGCAAUACCUAUUACGACACUUCUUGGGAAUCCUGUAUUUCCAGGGUUCUUUCCACCGGACCAUUUCUUCCCUAGCAGAUCGCGUACCACUGAGAUUACCUUUCACGGCCUCAUUUCGCUCCUGCAGCUAUGUCCAAAUCUUUACUACUUUGACCUAGCACUCGACGCUACCAAACUAGAUGGUCUGCAAGGCGAUAGACCAGGCGGCGGAGUUUGCAAUCGACUGGUCAAGCAUGCCAAGCUUGUCGAUUCGCCCAUUGGUGAUCCUGAGGUGGUUGCUCACAUCCUCCUCGAUAUACUUCCUGAGCUUGAUCCCCUUGCUGGGCUAAAUGUUCCACUCCCAGCUCCACAUCUGAACUGGGUGCCUCACAACAUGACGCCUCAAGGGUGGAACAUGGUUCGUCAGAUAAUGCUUGAUUCGAGAAAUGCAACGACGCAAUCUGCUAGCCAAAUCUAAUUCAGAAGUAUUCGUUUUGUAUACCUACAUAUAUGUAAACUUCCCUGUGCAGACUCUGUAUUGCUAUGGCUCAACCUCGAUUGCUCUAUGAUCACUUCCGGGCUGCUUACUAUAUGACGACUACCAAGGGACCAGCGUGAGUUGCUAGUGUAGCUAAGUGCACCAGUUACCAGAGAAGUUCGGGACUAUGGCGCUGGUGCUAUUCAAGUAUUCCACUAAAUAAUCGUCACGGCGUUCGGCCGCGCCAGCGCCCGACACCUGUAAUCUGAUAGUGCCCCAACUUACAUGGUAUCUAUGGACCC
Molecule: messenger RNA, 1940 nt
Organism: Suillus paluster
Lineage: Eukaryota; Fungi; Basidiomycota; Agaricomycetes; Boletales; Suillaceae
Exons: 4
Coding region: 58-1638 (526 amino acids)
Source: RefSeq, a predicted model, not a curated record